Daucus carota subsp. sativus is the source of this 666-nucleotide messenger RNA. Its product is annotated as transcription factor DUO1. The record is from RefSeq and is a predicted model, not a curated record. The coding region runs from base 1 to 666 and encodes 221 amino acids. NCBI's taxonomy places the organism in Eukaryota, Viridiplantae, Streptophyta, Magnoliopsida, Apiales, Apiaceae. The transcript is spliced from 2 exons.
AUGUUGGGGAACAAAAAAAGUGGGUGCAAAUUUUCGGCAGAGGAAGAGAGGGUGGUGUUAGAUUUACAAGCAAGGAUCGGUAACAAGUGGGCGCAAAUCGCUACGCAUUUGCCCGGGAGAACUGAUAAUGAUGUCAAGAAUUUUUGGAGUUCUAGGCAGAAGAAGUUGGCCAGAAUUAAGCACUCGUCUCCAGGCAGAGAACUCAAAAGCAAAGGAAAAGGGAUUGCUCAUAAAACUCAAAAUUUAUCGGCAUACAAGAGCAAUGCAAUUGAUCAAGUAGCAGAAGGACCAUCUUCACAAUGCAGUCGAUCAUGCUCAUCCGAGACGCUCAAAAUGGUGCCAAUACCGGAUCCCAUGACCUCGUCUCCUUUACAUUCACUUGAGAAUGACAAAACAGGCCUAAUAUCUUCUACAGAGGCGCAGUUUCUGAUAGAAUUCCCUGACAUUCCGCAACAACUUGAAUUGCCACUUUUGCCAGGAAACAAUGGCAUGGAAUUAAUCGGAGAUGAUGAGGCCCUUAUGAUGAAUAGCGGUUUAUUUUUAGAAGGGCCUAAAGAUUAUAAGUACUGCGGAGAUGAGCUUGAAAGUCCAGAUUGCUUCUUGGAUGAUUUCCCAGAUGACAUGUUUGAUUUUAUUGAGAAAAUGCCAAGCCAAUCACCACCAUGA